AUGAAUGUAAUGAACGUAUAUGCACCAACACUAGGGCUAGACAGGAAAACCUUUUUCGACAGUUUAUGGCAUUACAAGACAGGGGACAACAACAUUAUACUCGGUGGAGACAUUAAUUGUAUCGAAAACACACUUCUAGAUAAAGUGGGAGGCAACCCCUUGAGUGGCACAGUGGGUUUCGAUGAGUUGAGGGAUUUCACGGAACAACAUUACCUGGGCGACAUAUGGCGAGUGAAUCACCCACAAGACUGCACUUUUAUGUGGAACACAAGCGACUUUUCCAUCUGGUCACACCUAGACAGAUGGUACGUUCCGGACGCAGAAAGGAACACAGCUACAUCUCACAUCCAGGCUCGUCCACACUCGGACCACGCGUUGGUAGAUCUUAAAGUCGAACUAUGUGAUGACAGGAAACGCGGCAAAGGAGUGUGGAAGUUAAACAAUUCCAUCUUACAAGACGAAACAUUCCCACAUGCGGUGAGAACUUUCUGGUCCUUCUGGCAACAAUGCAAGGCUGACUUCUACUCACCUGCAGAGUGGUGGGAUGCAGCUAAGGAGCAUUUAAAGCGAAUAGCCAUCCGACACUUAGUCACAAAGCCGCAACCGAUGCCGACAAGAGGAGCAACUCUGGGACAAACUGACGAGCAUACAUAA
Paramuricea clavata is the source of this 654-nucleotide messenger RNA. The record is from the annotation of a GenBank genome assembly. Lineage: Eukaryota; Metazoa; Cnidaria; Anthozoa; Malacalcyonacea; Plexauridae.